AUGCAGGUGGCGCCUGUCAACAUAAUAGUAGGUUCCCAUGUAUGGGUAGAAGACCCACAGUUAGCCUGGAUUGAUGGAGAAGUUAUUAAAAUUGUGGGACAAAAUGCUGAAGUUCAGACUACUGCUGGAAAGAAGGUGUCUGUUAAUUUGGAAAAUGUGUACCCAAAGGAUACAGAAGCACCUCCGGCUGGAGUUGAUGAUAUGACAAAACUCUCCUAUUUACAUGAGCCAGGAGUCCUGCAAAAUUUAAAAACUAGAUAUGAACUGAAUGAAAUAUAUACAUAUACAGGAAAUAUAUUGAUUGCCAUCAAUCCAUUUACAAGAUUACCUCAUUUAUAUGAUACACAUAUGAUGCAACAAUACAAGGGAGCAACAUUUGGAGAGCUAAAUCCUCACGUUUUUGCAGUGGCAGAUGCUGCUUACAGGGCUAUGAUUAAUGAGGGAAAAAGCAACUCCAUUCUAGUCAGUGGAGAAAGUGGUGCUGGUAAAACAGAAACCACAAAAAUGCUCAUGCGUUAUUUAGCAUUCAUGGGUGGUCGAGCUGCAUUGGAAGGAAGGACAGUUGAGCAGCAAGUUCUAGAAUCGAACCCUGUUCUUGAAGCAUUUGGUAAUGCCAAAACGGUCAGAAAUAACAAUUCCAGUCGCUUUGGGAAAUUUGUGGAGCUUCAGUUUGACAGAAACGGAAGGAUUUCAGGAGCUGCUAUAAGGACAUACCUUCUUGAAAGGUCCCGAGUUUGUCAAGUAUCAGAUCCAGAGAGAAAUUAUCAUUGUUUCUACCUACUUUGUGCUGCUCCACCUCAGGAUAUUGAAAAAUACAAGCUGAGUGACCCAAGAUCCUUUCACUAUCUCAAUCAAACCAAUUGUUUCAAGCUGGAUGGUGUUAGUGAUGCUGAGGAGUAUCUUGCAACUAGAAGGGCAAUGGAUGUUGUGGGUAUUGGUCCAGAAGAACAGGAUGCAAUUUUUAGAGUUGUGGCUGCUAUCUUGCAUUUGGGUAACAUUAAUUUCACUAAGGGGAAGGAGAUAGAUUCUUCAAAACCUAAAGAUGACCAAUCACUUUUCCAUCUGAAAAUGGCAGCUGAACUUCUCAUGUGUGAUGCCGAAGGUUUGGAGCAUGCUCUUUGCAAACGUGCCAUGGUGACACGUGAGGAAACAAUCAUCAUGUCUCUUGAUCCAGUAGCUGCGACAACCAACCGGGAUGCCCUAGCAAAAACAAUAUACUCAAGGUUAUUUGACUGGAUUGUGGAGAAAAUUAACAGUUCAAUAGGACAGGAUCCCAACUCAAAGACAUUGAUUGGAGUACUUGAUAUAUAUGGUUUUGAAAGCUUUAAACACAACAGUUUUGAGCAGUUCUGCAUCAAUCUUACAAAUGAGAAGUUGCAACAGCAUUUCAAUCAGCACGUUUUUAAAAUGGAGCAAGAAGAGUACACGAGAGAAGAAAUUAAUUGGAGUUACAUUGAAUUUGUUGAUAAUCAAGACGUAUUGGACCUAAUUGAGAAGAAACCUGGAGGAAUCAUUGCUCUAUUAGAUGAAGCUUGUAUGUUUCCAAAAUCAACACAUGAAACUUUUGCACAAAAGCUUUACACAACAUUUGUGAAAAACAAGCGUUUCAGCAAGCCAAAACUUUCUCGAACUGACUUCACUAUUGUUCAUUAUGCUGGUGACGUUACAUAUCAGGCAGAUCAAUUCCUUGAUAAGAACAAGGAUUAUGUAGUAGCAGAACAUCAAGACCUGUUGAAUGCUUCAAAAUGUUCUUUUGUUGCAGGUCUUUUUCCUCCUCUCCCAGAGGAGUCUUCAAAGUCUUCAAAGUUUUCUUCCAUUGGCACACGAUUUAAGCAACAAUUGCAGUCUCUAAUGGAGACAUUGAGCUUAACAGAACCUCACUAUAUAAGAUGUGUAAAGCCAAAUAAUCUUCUCAAGCCUGCCAUUUUUGAGAAUCAAAAUGUUUUACAACAGCUCAGAUGUGGAGGUGUCCUUGAAGCCAUCAGGAUCAGUUGUGCUGGCUAUCCUACCAGACGAACAUUUUUUGAAUUCCUCAAUCGUUUUGGUCUUCUUGCUCCAGAAGUUUUGGAGGGAAAUUAUGAUGAGAAGACUGCAUGUGAAAAGAUUUUGGACAAGAAAGGUCUUAAAGGAUAUCAGGUGGGAAAGACAAAGGUCUUCCUUAGAGCUGGACAAAUGGCUGAAUUGGAUGCCCGAAGAGCUGAGGUUCUAGGACAUGCAGCAAGAGUUAUCCAGCGCCAAAUCCGGACAUACAUUGCUCGAAAAGAAUUUCUUGCCUUGCGCAAGGCUGCUAUUAAUGUGCAGACUCUAUGGAGAGGCAAAUUAGCAUGCAAACUUUAUGAGCAGAUGAGGAGAGAAGCUGCUGCAGUUAGAAUACAAAAAAAUAUGCGUGGACAUCAUGCUAGGAAAGCAUACACUCAAUUGCGGUUGUCAGCAAUUGUUGUUCAAGCAGGAUUACGUGCAAUGGCUGCUCGCAAUGAAUUUCGAUUUAGGAGACAAACAAAAGCUGCGAUUAUUAUUCAGGCUCAAUGGCGCAAGUAUAGAGCUAAUUCUUAUUACAAGAGUCUGAAAAAGGCAGCACUUGUUUACCAAUGUGCUUGGAGAUCAAGGGUUGCAAGGAGGGAGCUCAGAAAACUAAAGAUGGCUGCCAGGGAGACUGGGGCAUUGAAAGAAGCCAAGGACAAGUUGGAGAAACGUGUUGAGGAACUUUCAUGGCGUUUGCAAUUGGAAAAACGUUUGAGAACGGAUUUAGAAGAAUCAAAGGCACAAGAUAUUGCAAAACUGCAAGCCUCUUUACAUGCAUUGCAAGCUCAAGUAGAUGAAGCCAAUGCCAUGCUGGUAAAGGAACGUGAGGCAGCAAGGAAGGCUAUAGAAGAGGCGCCACCUGUGAUUAAGGAGACUCCUGUGCUUGUAGAGGAUACUGCCAAGGUUGACCUGCUAACAAAAGAGAACGAGGAACUAAAGGCUUUACUAAAAUCACAAGAGAAUAGAGCAGAUGAGGUUGAGAGGAAGUAUUCAGAAGCCCAAAAAGUGAGUGAGGAAAGGCUUAAGAGGGCUGAGGAAGCAGAGUCAAAAUUAGAUCAACUUCAGGAGAAUCUACAAAGGCUUGAAGAAAAGAGCUCGAACUUGGAAUCUGAGAAUCAAGUUCUUCGGCAGCAGGCCUUAGUCAUGUCACCAACAAGAGGUCUUUCAGGGCGGUACAAGACUCCUGUUAUUCUGAGGACUCCAGAGAAUGGCCAUUUGCUAAAUGGUGAAGUUAAACCUGCAGGAACUCCUAUGUCUGCCUUGAAAGAACUCACUGAUGGAGAGCAGAGGCCACAGAAGACUCUCACUGACAGGCAGCAAGAAAAUCAAGAUGCAUUGAUCAAGUGUAUCUCAGAAGAUAUUGGCUUUAGUAAUGGAAAACCUGUAGCUGCAUGUAUCAUCUAUAAGUCACUUCUUCAAUGGCGUUCUUUUGAAGUUGAAAGAACAAGUGUUUUUGACCGUAUUAUUCAAACGAUUGGUUCAGCAAUUGAGACUCAGGAGAGCAAUGAUGUUUUGGCUUAUUGGUUAUCAAAUGCAUCUACUUUACUCUUGUUCCUACAACGUACGCUAAAAGCAAGUGGUGCAGCUGGCAUGACCCCUCAACGCCGCAGAUCAUCUUCAUCUGGUUUAUUUGGAAGGAUGGCUAGUGGAUUCCGAACAAGUCCAUCGAGCACGGGUCUCUCAUUGGGCAACGGUGUUACUAUUGGUGGUUUAGAUGCUUCGCGGCAAGUAGAGGCAAAAUAUCCAGCUUUGCUUUUUAAGCAACAACUUACAGCCUAUGUAGAAAAAAUUUAUGGAAUGAUCCGUGAUAAUCUGAAGAAGGAAAUUUCGCCCUUGCUUGGAUUAUGCAUUCAGGCACCAAGAACAUCUAGAGCAGGUUUGAUUAAAGGGUCUUCUAGGUCUCAUGCCAAUGCAGUAGCACAGCAAACAUUGAUUGGUCACUGGCAAAGCAUUGUGAAGAGCCUGAACAACUUUCGGAAAACAUUAUGUGCCAAUUAUGUGCCUUCCUUUUUGAUACGUAAGGUAUUCACACAGAUAUUUUCAUUCAUCAAUGUACAACUUUUCAACAGCCUUCUCCUGCGACGUGAGUGCUGCUCAUUUAGCAAUGGGGAAUAUGUUAAGGCAGGGCUAGCUGAGUUAGAGCAUUGGUGCUACGAAGCAACAGAAGAGUAUGUAGGUUCAGCCUGGGACGAACUCAAACAUAUCAGGCAAGCGGUUGGGUUCCUGGUCAUACAUCAAAAGCCAAAGAAAUCCUUGGAUGAAAUCACUCAUGAUCUAUGCCCAGUUUUGAGCAUACAACAACUCUACAGAAUCAGCACCAUGUAUUGGGAUGAUAAAUAUGGAACACAUAGUGUGUCGUCUGAUGUUAUUAACAACAUGAGGGUAUUGAUGACAGAAGAUUCCAACAAUGCUAUGAGUAAUUCUUUCUUGUUGGACGAUGACUCAAGCAUACCUUUCUCAGUGGAUGAUAUAUCGAAGUCAUUGAACCAGAUGGAUUUGUCAGACAUUGAACCUCCUCCUCUUAUUCGUGAGAAUUCAGGGUUCAGCUUUUUGCUGCCACGUGUUGAUUGAUAUUUAUUGGAGGCAGAGUUCUAGAUUUUUGGGGAUUCAUUUGCUACCCUGACAAUUGGCACCAAAUAUUUGUGAAUAGAAGCAUGCCUACUGGUUGUAUUUGUAUUUUAUUUUUUGAGUUCAAAAGUGCCCCACAGUCUAUCCAAAAAGAGUUUGCAACAACAGCCCAUUUGUUUUUUUCUUUUGAGAAAAUAUGAUUCUUUUGCCCUAGAUUUUUUUAUUUGGAUUUUCUCUUUAGUUUUUCCCAUGAAGGAAUAUUUGCUUUGUUUUGAGGGGCAGAUUAUAGGAGGUUCUGUAAUCACUUUACAGAAUCAUUUUUCUUCUGCCCAGUAUUUACUUCCCAAGAAUUAGUAUUCCUUGUCCAUAAAGAGUCCCACAAGUUUGGCAAGCUUGAAGCAAAAUUAUUGCUUCCGCUCAAGCACAGCUUGUAUUGUAAUGUAUUCUAGAUAGUAUAUUAGUCUCUAGUAUGAAUUCUUUAUUGGUUUUGAGGCUAUAGUGACAUCUAAGGCUUUCUGAUUAGAUAGGAUUUGAGUCCCAGAAUUGUAUUCAGUUUAGGUAUUUAUGUGCAAGUCAUCUCAAACCUUCUGUUGGAAUAUUGUAAUUUUUCUUUACUUCUAGUAAAGAAUAUGAAAGAAGGCACUGUUGCUUUCUAUAUUGUACAUAAUGAAGAUUGACUCAGUAAUUUGUAUCUGGAGAUAUCUUUCGUUUA
Molecule: messenger RNA, 5302 nt
Organism: Cryptomeria japonica (Japanese cedar)
Lineage: Eukaryota; Viridiplantae; Streptophyta; Pinopsida; Cupressales; Cupressaceae
Product: myosin-9
Exons: 38
Coding region: 1-4593 (1530 amino acids)
Biological process (GO): vesicle transport along actin filament; actin filament organization
Cellular component (GO): vesicle; actin cytoskeleton; cytoplasm
Molecular function (GO): ATP binding; actin filament binding; microfilament motor activity
Source: RefSeq, a predicted model, not a curated record